CGGAGCACUAGCUUCACUGAAAAGGAUCUGAAAGAGGCCAAGGCGCGGAGCCAGCAGAUCGCAGCCCAGCUGACCACCCCUCCCAGCUCCAACUCCCGUGGCGUCCAGCUCUUCAACAGGCGCCGGCAGAGGGUGAACGAGUUCACCUUGGAGGGUCACGGCCAGAGAGGCCAGCAACCCAAUCAGGAGUGCCUCAGUGUGCUCCCUGCUAGCCCCACAGGCCAUGCCCCCGAGUUCUGCCUGAGUUCCACGUCAUUCCCUGAGCCAGGCCUUCCAAGGAACCCCAGACCCCAGAGCCCUGGCACAGGGAUCCCAGACCAAAGCAUGGAGGGGUACUCAGAUGAGACCAGCUUGCUGCGGCACCUGGAGAAGGUGGCCAGUGAGGAAGACGAGGUGCCACUCGUAGUUUAUUUGAAGGAGAAUGCAGCCCUGUUGACGGCCAAUGGGCUUCACCUGUCCCAGAACCGCGAGGCCCAGCAGUCACCACCGACCCCGCCUCUGGCUGAAGACCACCCUCCAGCUGCAGAUGUCAACCAAAACCUUUCUUCGCCCAGUGCCACCCUCACGACACCAGCUUCUAACAGCAAUCAUAGCCCACCAUCCACAGAUGUCAACCAGAACCCACCGGCGACUGUCAUUCCCCAGAACCUGGUGCUUUCUAGCACCCAACAGAAUUCUUCUGAGGAACAGUCAAAUGGCACAGUGCCAGAUUCCAAACCCAGCACCCUGGGUGCUGGCAAGCCACCCCAGGUGCUGGCUUCAGAAAUGAAAUCCAGCAUACUCCUAAUUGAUAAGGUGUCAAGUCCACCUUCUGCCACCAACACCUUCUCCCGGGAAGCCACUCCCAUUCCCAGCUCAGAGACCUCCACCCCAGAGCUCAGGUCCAGUUCCCUGCUCAUCGAUAUUCAGUCCAGCUCCCCAGUGGUGUCAGCAGAACAAGAGAUGCCUGGGCAGGCAGUCGCCACCACACCUACCAAGCAGUAUAAUGAGGUGCACCUCACACUGGCCAAGUCCCCAUCAGUGGUCAACAGAACGGCCAGGCCCUUUGGGAUCCAGGGACCAGGGGAUCCCAGCCAGAUGGAACGAAGCCCCAUGGUAGAGAGACGACAUUUUGGGGGAAAGGCCCCAGCCUCCCAGCCCUCCAACAUUGCAGACAGAAGCCCCCGGCCACAGAGACACAUGGUGUCCCACAGCCCCAUGAUGGAGAGGCGACCCUUGGUGCAACGAAGCCCGGCUUUGGAGAGACGACCCUUUGGGAACUUCACCCCACCCCCCACCUAUGCUGAGACUUUGUCCACGGCCCCCCUGGCUUCUUCCCGGGUUAGGUCUCCCCCAUCUUAUUCUGCCCUAUACCCAAGCUCUGACACUAAGCCUUCCCAUCUGAAGGGACAGACAGGUCCCACCAGCAAGACGGGCAUUUUAGAAGAGUCAAUGGUUCGCAGAGGCAGCCGGAAAUCCAUGUUCACCUUUGUGGAGAAACCCAAGGUGACCCCGAAUCCAGACCUGCUGGAUCUGGUGCAGACAGCUGAUGAGAAGCGGAGGCAGAGGGACCAGGGGGAGGCAGGUGUAGAGGAGGAACCCUUUGCUCUGGGGGCCGAGGCCUCCAACUUCCAGCAGGAGCCUGUGCCCCGGGACAGGGCAAGCCCGGCAGCAGCCGAGGAGGCCCUCCCAGAGUGGGCUUCGUGCCUCAAGUCACCCCGCAUCCAGGCCAAGCCAAAGCCCAAACCCAACCAGAACCUCUCGGAAGCCUCUGGGAAGGGGGCUGAGCUCUAUGCCCGCCGGCAGUCCCGGAUGGAGAAGUUCGUUGUUGAGUCUUCUGGCCAUGCCGAGUUGGCCCGUUGCCCUUCACCCACUAUGUCCCUGCCUUCAUCCUGGAAAUACUCCACUAAUGCCCCUGGGAGCCUCCGAGUGGCCUCCCGCAGCCCUGCCCGAACCCCACCUGCCUCCCUUUACCAUGGCUACUUACCUGAGAAUGGGGUCCUGCGUCCAGAGCCCACCAGGCAGCCACAGUACCAGAUGCGGCCCUCGCUGUAUGUCCUCUCACCUAUCAAGGAACCUGCCAAGGCCUCACCCAGAGCUGCCUCACCUGCCAAGCCAAGCUCCCUGGACCUGGUGCCCAACCUGCCCAAGGGGACCCUACCAUCAUCUCCUGCACUGCCUCGGCCCUCACACCACUCACCGGGCCUCUACACCUCACCUGGCCAGGAUGGCCUCCAGCCCACUGCUGUGAGUCCCACUUACAGUAGUGAUAUCUCCCCCGUGUCUCCCUCCAGGGCGUGGUCUCCUCGAGCUAAGCAGGCCCCGAGGCCCUCCUUCUCCACUCGGAACGCCGGGAUCGAGGCUCAGGACCGCCGCGAGAGUUUGCCCACCUCCCCGCCCUGGACGCCUAGUGCGUCCCGGCCCCCCAGCAGCCUGGAUGGCUGGGUGAGCCCGGGGCCGUGGGAGCCCAGCCAAGGGAGCCGCAUGAGUAGCCCCCCGCCAUUGCCACCGCCGCCGCCCAUGUCCCCCUCGUGGAGCGAGCGCUCUGUAUCCCCGUUGCGUUCCGAGCCCGAAGCACGGCCACCCAGUCGCCAGCUGCAGGCGCUUCUGGCGCGAAACAUCAUCAACGCGGCCCGGCGCAAGAGCGCCUCCCCGCGGCCCGCGGGCUCCGAGAGCUUACGGCCCUUCUCUCCGCCCCGACUGCCACCCCCGCCCCCGCCCCCGCCGCCACGCAUGCGCUCGCCGCAGCCCGCCCGCCUUGGCCCGGUUGUGGCUCCUGGAGCCACAUUCGCCCCGAUCCCGAGGAGCCAGCUGCCUGCUGGGCUCUCACCUUGCGCCAGCCCCCGGAGCCCAUUGCCAGCGCCACCCAGGCCCUUCCCCUACCGCCGUUCGCCCACGGACUCCGACAUGUCCCUCGACUCCGAGGACUCUGGAGCCAAGUCUCCAGGCAUCCUCGGCUACAACAUCUGCCCCCGUGGGUGGAACGGCAGCCUGAGGCUCAAGCGUGGCAGCCUCCCUGCCGAAGCCUCUUGCACCACAUAA
Chrysochloris asiatica (Cape golden mole) is the source of this 3021-nucleotide messenger RNA. RefSeq names its product synaptopodin (gene SYNPO). The record is from RefSeq and is a predicted model, not a curated record. Gene Ontology annotation, molecular function: actin binding. Gene Ontology annotation, biological process: spine apparatus assembly; positive regulation of actin filament bundle assembly; modification of dendritic spine. The coding region runs from base 325 to 3021 and encodes 898 amino acids. NCBI's taxonomy places the organism in Eukaryota, Metazoa, Chordata, Mammalia, Afrosoricida, Chrysochloridae. Gene Ontology annotation, cellular component: nucleus; actin cytoskeleton; stress fiber. The transcript is spliced from 3 exons.